AUGGUCCAAGUAUCCUCCUUAGCAUUAGUAGGCUACCUCGCACCAGUCCUCGUCACGUUUCUCCUCUUCGUAACAUGGCUCAUCCUCGGCGCCCGCAGACGUCGUCGCCGUCAUCGCCGCUAUGGCCCUCAACACCCCUACCCAGACGCCGAAAUGGCAGCGCCUGAAGGCCACACUCGGAUCGUAAUUUCGCAGCAGCUCAUCGAGGAGCUGUAUCCGCAACUGCGAUACAAAGACUGGUUUAAGGAAAAUCAUAUUCAGCAGCAGCAGCAGCAUCUAUCAUCAGGGGCGAUAUCGCGAGCGAGAUCCACGUCCGGGAAUAAUUCCGGUGAAUCACCAGACAAGAGCAACAUCAACACCAGUCAAGAUAGAGACAAAGACACGGAUGAUAUAGAUACAGAUACAGACAGAGACAACCACCGCACGUGCGCAAUAUGCAUGGAUGAGUUUGCUGACGAUGACGAGAUCCGAUCCCUGCCGUGCAGGCAUAUCUUCCAUAUGGAGGAGUUGGCCUUGGAGAAGAGAAUCGCAGAGGGCGAGUGCCAGGGUGAUUUCGGUACCGGAGGCGGCGGUUAUUAG
This is a messenger RNA of Aspergillus niger, 579 nucleotides long. RefSeq lists its product as uncharacterized. The transcript has 3 exons. The record is from RefSeq and is a predicted model, not a curated record. Lineage: Eukaryota; Fungi; Ascomycota; Eurotiomycetes; Eurotiales; Aspergillaceae. Bases 1 to 579 code for a protein of 192 amino acids.